Messenger RNA from Solanum dulcamara, 1278 nucleotides. RefSeq names its product E3 ubiquitin-protein ligase CSU1. Gene Ontology annotation, cellular component: nucleus. NCBI's taxonomy places the organism in Eukaryota, Viridiplantae, Streptophyta, Magnoliopsida, Solanales, Solanaceae. The record is from RefSeq and is a predicted model, not a curated record. Gene Ontology annotation, molecular function: ubiquitin protein ligase activity. The transcript is spliced from 2 exons. The coding region runs from base 170 to 1084 and encodes 304 amino acids.
CAUUUUAUCACCGCCAAGUCACGCUAUAAUUCCCUUAAGGAACCCGACGACUGCUACUGACCCGAUUGGAUAAUCCACUUCAUAGGGUUUUUCUUCAUCGUUCUCGAUCUGCCCAAAUUUUCAAAAAUCGUCUUCCAAAUUCAGGUGAAUUACAUUAGGGUUUUGAGAGAUGCCGCAGAGACACUCGAAGAACAACAACGAUCUCGCCUUCUUUACGUAUGAUGAGAAGCGAAAGUUAGGGUACGGAACACAGAAGGAGAGGCUGGGCAAAGACUCGAUUAAGCCGUUUGAUGCUUGCUCCCUUUGCUUAAAACCCUUCAUCGAUCCCUUGUGUUGCCAGAAAGGACAUGUAUUUUGCAAAGAAUGCAUUCUAGAAUGCCUUUUGUCCCAGAAAAAGGAUAUCCAAAGAAAAUUAGCUGCUCAUACUGGUCAGCAGAAGCAAGAAAAAGAAGAGGAUGAAGAGAGGUUGAUGCUGCAGAAAGCUAGGGAGCUUGAUGCAUUUGAUCAACAAAAUCAUGGUCCAGUUCCGCAGUACAAUGAUAAGAACUACAACAGAGACAAGAAUGGAUUCCACGGGGCCAACAGCGUGAAGGCCACUUCUUAUGAGGAGGAAGCACUUAGAACCAUGAAAGCAUUUUGGCUGCCCUCUGCAACACCAGAUGCACCUGCUAAGGUUGAAGCCCCAUCCACAAGCACAACUUGUCCAGAAGGGAGUGAAAAAAUUAAGAUGAAAAACCUUUUCCCUAUACACUUUACUGAAGAUACCAGUGCACAGAAGAAACAUAAGUCUCUUGACAAGAGUUUCAUAUGCCCCAGUUGCAAGGUCACACUAACCAAUACUUUGUCACUUGUAGCACUUAAUACUUGUGGACAUGUCUUCUGCAAGAAAUGUGCAGAGAAAUUUGUGGCUGUUGACAAAGUUUGCGUCGUCUGUGACAAACCAUGUAAAGAUAGAAAUCUGGUGAACGUGGAAAAGGGGGGAACAGGGUUUGCUGGCCAUGGAGAUAAUCUUGAAGCAAAAGACUUCAAACACUUGGGUAGUGGAAGUGGGUUGGGCCUGGUUAGGCCUGCCAUGAAGACGUAACUUGCAGUAUACCAGUUUGCUCAUUAGAGAUAGUGGGGCUUUGUAAUAUGGUAUUACAUCUUCUACCCGGAAAACUGAGUAUUUUCUUAUGUUGUGUUUAUUCAACUACAGUUUUACGAAAGCAACUUCUGUUACUUAUAUCCUUUCCAAUUCACAAGAGUUAUUUCAUUUGACAAGUGAAACUCGUUCGUCAA